AACCGAGGAAGAGGAGAGAGCAGCCGCAGAUAGAGAGAGAGAGAGAGGAAGAAACCCUAGGUAAGGUAAGGUGGCGAGUACCGAGGAAGCAUCGAUCGGUAUUUGCCCCUUCCGCUGAGGUCGACCAUGGCGGCGGCGAUGCGUCGUUUGGCUGUUUCCCUGAAUCCACGGAUCUCUCUGCUUCUCCAACCCCAUCACACACCCGCUGCUUUCUCGACGUGGACUCCUCGGCAUCCUGAGGUUGAUCCCACGCCCAUCUAUCUGCGAGUUAUGGACAAGAUUGAGGAGAUGAAGACGGCUCCUCUGUCCAAGGAUGCCUUAAAGUCCCUUCAAAAUGCUGAGCAGAAGGCCAAGAAGCAUUUCAUGGUCACGUAUCUGGACGACAACACUGGGAGUGUACCAUUGCCACGAGUUAGGCGUAUUGGUUUUGGUGGGGAACGGCUGGUGUGCUAUGGUGUUGCUGUUUGUAUCCCUUGUUUUGUUCUGUUGGGUGCUACUAGCGUUGUCAGCCCAUCCCCACCAAAAGCAACAAGCCCUCUCAUCCUGGAAAAGGCAUCCAUUUCAGGAUUCGAUAAACAAGCAGCAGAAGACACAAUGUAACUGUGUUUUGUUUAUUUUGUCUACUGCAUGAUCAGAAUGUCAAUCUCUUUUAUAUUGGUAGUGUAACUAGUGGCCCAUUACAAUGCUACCAGUACUACAAAGAACCUUGUGAAUCUGGAUGAGCUGGGUCAUCUUCGUAUGUGUUAUCGGCUUAAAAGGUUUGUGUGAUGAAACUUAUAGUAGUUAUGGCAGUCCCAUGUUUAUUUAUGCUUUUGAAUUAAGGUGUGACAUUUAGCUCUCCGGAUUGUUCAGCAA
Oryza brachyantha (malo sina) is the source of this 855-nucleotide messenger RNA. RefSeq lists its product as uncharacterized. The record is from RefSeq and is a predicted model, not a curated record. NCBI's taxonomy places the organism in Eukaryota, Viridiplantae, Streptophyta, Magnoliopsida, Poales, Poaceae. The coding region runs from base 127 to 600 and encodes 157 amino acids. The transcript is spliced from 3 exons.